Molecule: messenger RNA, 1215 nt
Organism: Trichomonas vaginalis G3
Lineage: Eukaryota; Parabasalia; Trichomonadida; Trichomonadidae
Product: histone acetyltransferase protein
Exons: 1
Coding region: 1-1215 (404 amino acids)
Biological process (GO): positive regulation of transcription by RNA polymerase II; chromatin remodeling
Cellular component (GO): histone acetyltransferase complex
Molecular function (GO): histone H3 acetyltransferase activity; protein binding
Source: RefSeq, a predicted model, not a curated record
AUGGCGCAAAGGCAUCGGUGGCUAAACAGGUCUCCUGAUGUCAAUAACUUUGCAAUACAUCCGGGAAUUAGACACAGAUCUAGGCUAUAUACAAGCCCUGAGCCUUAUAUGCAGCCUCAAUCAAUGUAUCCAGAAGCGCAAUUCAAAACGGUUAAAAAUAAAUUUACUGCUCAUGAUCAACUGCUAAUGCAAUUAAAUGACUUACGAAACCUAUUUACAAAGCAACUUCCUAAUAUGGGCGCUUCUUACAUCACAAGAUUGGUUUUUGAUUUGUAUGCGGAAUCUGUCAUGAUGCUUCAUCAAGGAGUUGUCACUGCAGGUAUAUGCUCAAGAUUCUUCGAUGAAGCCCAGUUUGUUGAGAUCGCUUUCCUUGCUGUUGAUGCAAAUUCUCAAGCUUGUGGCUAUGGUCGAUUAAUCAUGAACUUUUUGAAAACUUUACUUCAAACAUAUGAAAUAUAUGAUAUAUUGACAUGCGCAGAUAACGAUGCUGUUACAUAUUUCAAGAAACAAGGAUUUAACGAAAAAGAGAUUAAUGUACAUCCAGAUAGAUGGCUAGGAUGCAUCAAGGACUAUGAUUUUGUUACCCUUGUGCAUUGCAGAGUUUAUCCAGAUUUAGAUUACUUGAGAUUCCCGGCAGAUUUGUCAAAACAGUUCAAGGCAUUAGAUAAGAAGAUCGGUAUUCAUUCAAUUCCUUACCUUCCUGCUCUGGAUUCUCCUUGGCAGCCGCAUCAAUAUUCUCCUAAAAUGGAAAAUGUUUCCAUCCCUAAGAUAAUUAGCCAGACAAACCACAAAUUUACAAAUCCUCAGUUUCUUGAGUAUCUCAGCAAAUAUAACGAAACUAUGGAAAAUUAUCGCGCAAAAUUUAGAGCAAUCCUUGCAGAACUACAGAAAGAUGAAAACUAUUCAUCGAUGUUCCAAAAUCCAGUAACAGAAGAAAUUGCUCCGAAAUAUUUUGAUGAAAUUAAGUCACCAAUGGACUUUAGAACAAUACAGAACAGACUAGAUAAAUUCCCUGAUUAUUACAAAUCCCCGUUGCAGUUUGCAAAUGAUAUUUACGCAAUAUCUUAUAAUUGCAAGCACUACAACAAUAAUGACAGCAGUAUACAGCGUAUUGCUAAUGAUCUAUGGCGAAAACUUCGUCAGAUUUAUAAUGAACAAUUCCCGAAUUUGAAAAAUAUACCUGUGGUUCCUCCUCCAGCACCACCGCAACAAUAA